AACAAAAAUCAAGCACUCACAAUACUUUCCAUUCGACAGUCACACCAGAUUUCCGAAAAAAUAUAUAUCGAAUAUUUGGUAUUAUACUACAAAGAGAAAUGGACUGCGAUAACCCGAGUUUGGAUGAGCAGCGCGAUCGCAUCGACAAUGCAAUAUCGACCGCCAUGGAGGAUCUGGAUCGGGAGUAUCUGCGCAAGCUGCAGAUCGAGAUGCACGCCUGUGCGACCGACUGCUGUGCGGAUGCGGAUGCGAAUGCGGAGGCGGUACAGCGAUGCGUCGACCGCUGCCAAAUUCGAUUGACCCGCGCCCGCUGCUUUGUGCAGCAGGGCAUGUCCGACUUUGAAAAUCGCCUGGAGAAGUGCAUGCAGCAGUGUCGGGUCCAUGGAUCCGAUUAUCAUUUCAAUCGCUGCUCGAACAACUGCGUGGACAGCCAUGUGGAACUGUUGCCCGAAAUGCUCAGGGCCAUGCGAGAUACCCUAGAAAAGGGUGUUUAAAAGGAUCUAUUUGGGAUCCCAAUUUUUUUAGGCUCUCCAAAAACCAUAAAAACAGUCAUUGAAAAUUGUGGCCUAUUAAUUU
Molecule: messenger RNA, 576 nt
Organism: Drosophila gunungcola (fruit fly)
Lineage: Eukaryota; Metazoa; Arthropoda; Insecta; Diptera; Drosophilidae
Product: protein FAM136A
Exons: 1
Coding region: 99-494 (131 amino acids)
Cellular component (GO): cytoplasm
Source: RefSeq, a predicted model, not a curated record